Paramecium sonneborni is the source of this 2279-nucleotide messenger RNA. NCBI's taxonomy places the organism in Eukaryota, Ciliophora, Oligohymenophorea, Peniculida, Parameciidae. The record is from the annotation of a GenBank genome assembly.
AUGGCAAAUGUUAGUCGAUAAUUCAAUAUUAGAGAAUAUGGUAUACAAAGAUUAGUUGUGUAUGGAACUUCAAUUGUCAAUCUAUUAUUUUUGAUAUUUGCCUCAUUCAGCCUUAAAUAAGUAAUCUUAUAUUUUUAUAUCUAUUUUAGGUUAUAUUAUAAAUAAAUUCAUAAUUAUUUUAAAUAUCUGCUUCUAAUAUAGAAAUAUCUCUUAUUAAAUUAGUAUUAUUAGCAUUAUUUAUCACUACAUUGAUUGUUUCAAUGUUCAAUUUAAAAAGAAUCAAAAUUUAUUUUGUUACACUAGCAUUUAUAAUCCUAAGUAUAUGUAUUUUAGCAUGUUGUGUUAAUGGUUUGCUUGUUAGAAGAGUCUAAGAUUUGGAUGUUGAACUUUCGACUAACAAAGGUUGUAAGUUUGCAAUGCAAUCUAUUUCAGAAACAAGUUUAAGUAGCUAAUUUGAUUGCCCAUAAAAAUAUUUUGAUUUAGAAUUAUCACCAUAUCUUCCAUGUGAAUAAGAUAUGUAAAGCUAUUAAUGGGAAACCAAUUAAAAGAAUAAUAAAUUAGGAUGCCUUAACAUGAAAUGUUGUGAUAAUGUCAAGAAAUAUGUAUUCAAUCAAAUCAAUAAUCUAACUAUUUGGAUUAAUCUUAUAAUCAUGGUUGGAAUUUUAUAAUCUUUUAAUGCUGCCAUGCUAUCUGAAGGGUCCUAUAAGAAAUUUAGAAUGCAUAUAGUUGGAGAUGGAAUCGUUUUCAUAAUCCUUGUUAUUUUAGCUAUUUUAGUUGUUGUAGCAUAUAAUAUUACUCCUUCAUUAUCAGUAAAUGUACAACAUCCAAUUAUCAAGUAUAUAUUUAUAAAAUAAUAAAAAAUAGAUAGUAAUCCAUGUUAAAUUAAAUUACAGUGUUGCCAACUCCAAUUUAUAAAAACUUUGAUAAAUAAGAGAAAUUAGUAGGAUUUUAUAAUCUUUAAAAUUGUGAACCAAUUACCUCAAUUAUGAUACAGAAUAUUUCAUUUAAAUCUGAUGGAGCAAAAAAUGGGUAAAUAAAUAAAAAUAAAUAGAAUUACUCUAGCCAUUUCUGGAACAAAUGGAUAAUUUCUUGCUUUAAAAGAAUAUAAUAAUGAAAAAUUAAAAAUAAUUAUUGAUGAUGAAGUAACCGAAACUAUAUUCUCAGAACAAUCUUUACCAUAUGAUGGCAUUAUAAUUUAAGGAGAUAUAGAGGAAGCUGAAAAGUUCUAUAAGAAUAAUUUACAUUUUUGUUCAGAUAAUCCACUUAGUGCAGAUUUUGAUUUAAAAAUGGAAUUAUAUUAAAUUCCUUAAUAAAAUAAUAGAAUUUUGUUACCUUUAAGCAAAGAACAAUAAAAAUUUGGAGAUCAAGCAUUUAAAUUUUACAAUGUUAAAAUCACAAUAGAAAACUCGGCUGAUUUUACACCUAUAGAAAAUGCUGUAUAAAUAGAUAAUUAUAUUAGCUUGUUGAAGUUUAUGAAGGCAAAUUCUUAUCUUAAUCCUGUCAAAUAAUACGAGGAUUAGAAAAUAAUUUACAUGAAGUUAAAACUGAUGAAUAAGGAAAUACUUAGAUUAAUAAUUUAAGUUAAGGAUUUUCAUAUACAGUAUUGAUUUAUAAAGCAGGUAAAAUAUCAUAAUAAAAAUAUUAUAAGGAUUUAAAAAAUCUUGCGCUGUUCUAGAUCUCUAAAGAAGAGUGCCAAAAAUCAAAUAUGUAUUCAGAUUAAUUAAGAGUAUACCUAAACAUUCUGCACGAAUAUUAUUAGAAUGGACUUCAUAGUCUCUUAAUCUUAAUUUAUAUGGUAUGUUUAAGGUGGGAGAACAUUCAUGUUUAACAGGAGCUCUGUCAAAAUCAUGUGGAGGAAUAUAAGUAUAAUCCAUAUCCAAACAUGAUAAACAUAUUGAAAUACUUGAUAUCUAUUAAAUAGAACCACAAAUCUAUACAAUAUUUGUGAAAAGAUUCUUAACUAGAGAUGGAGCAUUAGAGCUUUUAACUAAUUCUGUUGUAAGUUAGGAAUGGAUUGAUGCAGAUCCUCAUAUCACUAUGUAUUUGAGUGAAUUAAACUAUCCUUUAAUUGAUUUUCGAUUACCAUAAAGUAUAAACUCUUAAUUAAUUUAGAUGUUAAUUUUUUAAUGGAUAAAGUAGAUUUAACAUGGAUUGUCUUCUAAAUUAAUGGAUAAUAAUCAGAUGCUCCUAAAACUAUAUAAAAAAUGGAAUCUUAUAUAACAAAUGAUGAAAUACGGACAAACACUGCAUUCAAUAAACCUUUCUGGCCAGAUAUUUGA